Messenger RNA from Anolis sagrei ordinatus, 5178 nucleotides. The record is from RefSeq and is a predicted model, not a curated record. NCBI's taxonomy places the organism in Eukaryota, Metazoa, Chordata, Lepidosauria, Squamata, Anolidae.
GGAGGCGUCCCGGGCGGCGGAGGCGGCGGCGGCGGCGGCGGAGGCUGAGGGGCCAGCUGGGGACCCGGCUCUCCUGCCGCUGACAGGACGGGAAGCCAGGAAGGAAGCCGGGAAGCCGAGCGGCGAGGUGGCGGGGGUCUGCCUCCCUCUCUCCCUCCCUCCGUCAUUCCCCUCCUGGCGCCCCUCGCUUGCCAAAUGGAUUACCCGCCCCUCUAUGUGAUGCUCUCCUGCUUGGUCCCUCUCCACUGGUGGCUGGCCCAAGGCAGAGGAGCCCGAGCCCAAGAGCUCCUCCUGUCUGGAAAACUAAGUGAAUAUGGUGUGAUUGUGCCCUUCAGUGCAGAUUGCCAGGGACGGUUCCUCUCGCACGUGGUGUCUGGCUCAGUGACAGCAAGGAGGGGGGAAACUGUUCAUCCUUCUGCUCCUCCACCUCGCUCAGAUCGGCGUAGGGUGGUCCGCAGCACCCCUGUGAACCAAGACAUGUCUGGGAACCAUUUAUACUACUUCAAUGUCACUGUUUUUGGCAAGGAAUUGCAUCUUCGCCUGAAGCCCAAUCGGCGGCUGGUGUCUCCUCGUGCAUUGGCUGAGUGGCAAGAGGACUUCCAAAAGAUCUUCCAGGAACCAUUGCAGAAGGAGUGCGUCUUCACAGGAAGAGUCUCAGGCAUGCCAGGGGCCAAGGUGGCCAUCAGCAAUUGUGAUGGGUUGGCAGGUCUGAUCCGAACAGACAACGGUGAAUUUUUUAUUGAGCCUAUGGAGCGAGGACAAUGGGCGAUGGAGAAGAAUGGGAGAGCCCAUGUGGUCUACCGCAGGUCUGCUGUCAAACGAGACAGACCAGAAGCAUUCAAGGACCAUCGUAAUGAAGUUCCAGGUUUCAGCUUGGGUCAGCUUCCAAACAGUCUGAACCUGGUUGAAGAGCAGGUUGGUGAAGCAGAUCGAAAGAGGCGCCAUGCCAAGAAAGAUGAUUACAACAUAGAGGUUCUGCUGGCCGUGGAUGAUUCAGUUGUACGGUUCCAUGGGAAGGAGCACGUCCAGAAUUACGUCCUCACCCUCAUGAACAUAGUAGAUGAAAUUUACCAUGAUGAAUCCCUAGGAGUUCACAUCAACAUUGUCCUGGUUAGAAUGAUCAUGGUGGGAUACAGACAGUCAAUCAGUUUAAUAGAACGAGGGAAUCCAUCUCGAAGCUUGGAGCAGGUCUGCCGAUGGGCUCAUUCUCAGCAGCGCUCAGAUCCCGAACAUGUGGAAUACCACGAUCAUGCUGUGUUCCUCACCAGGCAAGAUUUUGGUCCCGCAGGUAUGCAAGGGUAUGCUCCUGUCACUGGGAUGUGCCACCCUCUGCGCAGUUGCACCCUCAAUCAUGAAGAUGGAUUCUCCUCUGCAUUUGUGGUUGCUCACGAGACUGGACAUGUGUUAGGUAUGGAACAUGAUGGCCAAGGAAACCGAUGUGCCGAUGAGACCAGCAUGGGGAGUAUUAUGGCACCACUUGUGCAAGCAGCAUUCCACCGUUACCACUGGUCCCGAUGUAGCAAGCAGGAGUUGAACCGUUACAUACAUUCUUACGACUGCCUCUUAGAUGACCCAUUUGAGCACAACUGGCCCAAGCUGCCAGAACUGCCAGGAAUCAAUUACUCGAUGGAUGAGCAAUGCCGCUUUGAUUUUGGUGUGGGCUACAAAACAUGUACAGCUUUCAGAACAUUUGACCCCUGCAAGCAGCUGUGGUGUAGUCACCCAGACAAUCCUUACUUCUGUAAAACAAAGAAAGGACCACCCUUGGAUGGAACAGAGUGUGCUUCAGGCAAGUGGUGUUUCAAGGGUCACUGCAUCUGGAAGACUUCAGAACAACCUUACAGCCAGGAUGGCAGCUGGAGUUCCUGGUCCAAAUUUGGUUCCUGCUCCAGGACUUGUGGGGGUGGGGUGCGCUCUCGCAGCAGGAACUGCAACAACCCACCACCAGCCUAUGGAGGCCGUCAUUGCCCAGGUGCAACCUAUGAAUAUCAGGUUUGCAAUACAGAAGAUUGCCGGGGUCCCUAUGAGGAUUUUCGGGCCCAGCAAUGUUCCAAGCGAAAUUCCUAUUACACCCACCAAAGCUCGAAGCACACUUGGCUUCCUUAUGAACACCACGAUGAUGCCCAGAAAUGCGAGCUGAUUUGCCAGUCUGAGGAGACUGGAGAUGUGGUAUUUAUGAAUCAAGUCGUUCACGAUGGCACCAGGUGCAGCUAUAGAGACCCAUACAGUGUUUGUGUGAGGGGGGAGUGUGUGCAUGUUGGUUGUGAUAAAGAAAUUGGGUCUCUGAAGCAGGAUGACAAGUGUGGUGUUUGCGGAGGUGACAACUCCCAUUGCCGGACAGUUAAAGGGACUUUGGUGAAAUCUCCUAAGCAAGCAGUGGGUGCUUUGAAAAUGUUUGAGAUUCCAGCUGGCGCCAGGCAUGUUCAGAUUGAGGAGAUGGAGUCUGCUGCCCAUACACUUGCUGUUAAGAACCAAGCUUCUGGCAACUUCAUUCUUAACUCCAAGGGCAAAGAUGUAAAGAGCAACACCUUCCUCGAAAUGGGCUUGGAAUGGGAUUACACCGUUGAAAAUGGCAAGGAAAGCUUGAAAACCAGUGGACCCCUACAUGAAACCAUCAGCGUCCUGGUUAUUCCACAAGAUGAUGAUUCCAAGAGCAGCUUGAUGUAUAAGUACAUCAUCCAUGAAGAUCUCCUUCCUGUCAUUGGAAACAACAACGUCCUGCUUGAAGAAAUGGACACUUAUGAGUGGGCCCUUAAGAGCUGGUCUCAGUGCUCCAAAGCUUGUGGAGGAGGAAUACAGUACACAAAAUACGGCUGCCGCAGGAAGAGUGAUAAUCGAAUGGUACAUCGGAAUUUCUGUGAUAAUGGAAAGAAACCCAAGCCAAUCCGCAGGAGGUGUAACAUGCAAGAAUGCUCUCAACCAAUCUGGGGAGCAGAAGAAUGGGGAACCUGCAGCAAGUCCUGUGGCAAGCUGGGAGUCCAGGUCAGAGUGGUGCAGUGCAUCCAGCAUUUACACAAUGGCACAAACCGGACAGUGCACACCAAGUACUGCAUGGGAGAUAAACCGGACACCCGUCGGCCUUGCAGUCGCAUCCCUUGCCCUGCCCAGUGGAGGACAGGUGCCUGGUCUCAGUGCUCUGUCAGCUGUGGAGAAGGCAUCCAGCAGCGUCAGGUAGUCUGUAAAUCCAGUGACAACAGCAUUGGACAUUGUGAGAGCAACAAGCCAGAGACCAUCCAGGUUUGCAAAACAAUCACAUGCCCAGGAAAGCUAUCAAGUACAAAUGGAGAUACCGGGGAUCAUGUGACUCCAAAGGUACAAUGGGUGCCCCAGGAAAGUGCCAAAAAUCCUGUCAGCAAGAUAUCAUCAAAGGAGCCUUGCCUUGGAGACAAGUCCAUCUUCUGCCAGAUGGAAGUCCUGGCCCGCUACUGCUCCAUCCCUGGCUAUAACAAACUCUGUUGUGAAUCUUGCAGCAAAAAAGUCUCCACCAGUCAGCCUCCCAGCAGCGACCAAGGUGCUUCUGAGACUGGGACGCAUGGGGGUGCUGUCCUUCCCAGCCCCUUACCACAGCUGCAGUUCCACCCAACUGCCAUGAGUCAGCUGCACAGGCUAAAGGGUGCUGCUCUGAAAGAGGCAGAGGUGGCCCGUGGCCUAGUAGCCACCCAUGCUGGUUCCACAGCCUGUCAGGUGAAGACUGCUGUCCAGCCUCAGGGCAGCUCCAACAACGGCACUUCCAAAGCUGGUGUGCCACGACUUCUACCUCCUCCUCGGCAGGCCAUCGCAGGAUGGAGCGCUGAGGACCCGCAGAGCAGGCCAAUGUUCCCGUGGCUCCGUGCUGCCUUGAACAAUCCUGCAGCAGCAUCACAGAAAGAAAGAAAACCUCCUCUUCUUGCUCAAGACAUGGCAGGACGGAGAAAGGACAACAUGAUGGAGCCCGUCAAGCCAGCUCCCAGUCUCAGGACCUCUUCCUCUGUUGGGACAUGAGUGGGAAUGUCUUUUCCCAGGACUUUCUGUCCCCUUUUUCUUUCUCUGUCAUUCUCCACAGUUUACAUCGGUCAGAGCUGCAACGUUCCUGGGCCCCUUUCUGAAACGGAAGGAGAACUCAUCUCAAAGACAACCAUGGUCAUUUGUUCACGACAACAGCAACUAUUUUGUUGUUUGAUGGCACUUUUAUUUAAAGAAACAUACACAAAGAGUUGCAGCCACCGCCGUUCUGUUGUAAACAAGCUGCCAAGAGCAGUUGAACGCACAGUGCUUGUGUAGCCCACCUUAGAUUACCUCAAAGUGUGGCUUGAAGCAGCCGGGCUUUUUCUUCCAGGGUGCUAACAAUUAUUUAUUUUUUUGAUCAUGCAAUAAGCCAGACAAAACAAAGCAACCAAUUAUUAACUGAAGGAUUUUGGGUACUUGACCCCUGGUCACUGAGUCUCCACAAAUUCCACCAUUUGCUUCUGCUUUUGCUGCUCAGCCCUCUAGAGCAUGUUGAAUUCUGAUAUGGUGCUUCUUGCUAGUUCUAGUUUGAGUGAUGGUGGAUGGUGAGCGUGGUGUGUCAGGCCAUGCGGACUAAAGUGUAUCAUAUAGGAGAGAUAAGGAAGCCUAGUCUAGAAAGAAGGAAAGGUGUCCAUGGCUUGGAUUAAACCCCUGAGAUAGUGACAUAGCAUCCAUGCCUUGCUGAGCUGUUGUGUCGAAUCUCUUGGAAGAAUGAUUUGUUUUAAUCCCAAAGCCAUCACUGAAUGUAUCUUGAACUGUGUAUGAUCUAGCAACACCUUCAGGUCUGAAAUGAGGAGCCGCAUUUCAUGGCAGUGAUACUUACCAGUCAUAAAAUAUGAGUAUAUAGGAAAAUAAAAUCCAAUUUUCAUCCCAUCUACAGAUCCAUUGAAAUGAACGAGACUCAGAUCCCUUCCACAAAGCUGUAUAAAAUCCACAUUGAAUUGGAAUACAUGGCAGUGUGGGCUCAUAUAACCCAGUGCAAAGCAGCUAUUGUAGAUCAGGGGUCCUCAAACUAAGGCCCGAGGGCGGGAUACGGCCCUCCAAGGUCAUUUACCCGGCCCGAAGGCAGGAUAUGGCCCUCCAAGGUCAUUUACCCGGCCCAAGGGCUGGAUACAGCCCUCCAAGGUCAUUUACCCGGCCCGAGGGCAGGAUACGGCCCUCCAAGGUCAUUUACCCGGCCCGAAGGCAGGAUAC